CCACAAACACACACACACACUCAGUCAGGAUUUGUCCUCGUCUCAGUGAUAUAUGUGGCUUCGUGUGACUUUACUCACCCGAUCUGAGCAGCUCUGAGGGACUUUGGACACCGCGGCCGUUCUGCGCUUUUACGCACUGCUCUGAACCCCCCGCAGGAGGAUUUUACAGGCGUCUGUAGCACUCGCUCUUCUGCAUGAAUCUCUUCGACUCCUGCCUGAAGAUGAGCGCCGAGCAGGACAAGAGUCUCUCCGACGCGCCCAGCCCGAGCAUGUCCGAGGACUCCGCGUCCGGAUCGGGCUCGGACAGCGAGAGCAGCCGCCUCACAGACUUCAAGAAGGACGAGGAGGGAGACAAGUUCCCCGUGUGCAUCAGGGACGCGGUGUCCCAGGUGCUGAAGGGCUACGACUGGACCCUGGUGCCCAUGCCUGUGCGAGUGAACGGCUCCAGCAAGAGCAAGCCGCACGUCAAGAGACCCAUGAACGCCUUCAUGGUUUGGGCUCAAGCCGCGCGCAGGAAGCUGGCGGAUCAGUACCCGCACCUGCACAACGCCGAGCUCAGCAAGACCCUCGGCAAACUCUGGAGGUUACUGAACGAGGGUGAGAAGCGUCCGUUCGUGGAGGAGGCCGAGCGUCUGAGGGUGCAGCACAAGAAAGACCACCCCGACUACAAGUACCAGCCCAGACGGAGAAAAUCAGUGAAGAACGGCCAGAGCGAGAGCGAGGACGGCGAGCAGACCCACAUCUCCCCCAACGUCAUCUUCAAAGCCCUGCAGCAGGCCGACUCUCCCGCGUCCAGCUUGGGCGAAGUGCACUCUCCGGGAGACCACUCAGGUCAGUCCCAGGGUCCCCCCACUCCUCCCACGACCCCCAAAACGGACCUGCCGCCCAGCAAAGUGGAUCUGAAGCGCGAGGGCCGUCCGCUGCAGGAGGGCAUCGACUUCGGUACCGUGGACAUCGGCGAGCUGAGCAGCGACGUCAUCUCCAACAUGGAGCCGUUCGACGUCAACGAGUUCGACCAGUACCUGCCUCCUCACGGACACCCGGGGGUCAGCGGCGGCGGCGCGCAGGCGUACCCCGCCGGGUUCGGGGGCGCCUGGAUGUCCAAACAGCAUUCCAUGGCCAGCGGCGGCGAGCAGAGCCAAGGCCAGCAGCGGACGCAGAUCAAGACGGAGCAGCUGAGCCCCAGCCACUACAGUGAGCAGCAGCAGCAGCAGGGCUCUCCGCAGCAUGUGGCCUACGGCUGCUUCAACCUGCAGCACUACAGCAGCGGCGGCGGCGGCGGCUCGUACUACAACUACACCGAGCACCAGAGCCCCGCCGGCUCCUACUACAGCCAGUACCCCGCCUUCAGCUACCAGAGGCCCAUGUACACCCCGAUCGCCGACACGCUGCCGCAGGCGCACAGUCCGCAGCACUGGGAGCAGCAGCCCGUCUACACCCAACUGUCCAGGCCCUGAGGGACUGAGAGGCCAUCCCGGCUGGAGACGAACUCAGAAUGCUCCCGACUGUGCCUUUGGAGUUGUGAUUAUAUUUUUUCUAGAUAUAAUGAGACAAAGAGAAUCCUCUGUGAGGACAGAUUCCAGAUAAUUAUUUUAGUAUGUACUGUGUAUGUGUCACGUGAGUGCGUGUUUCGUGUCGGGGGAUUCGCGCGCAGCUGCCUGAUGAUAUUUUCCUCUGUAUAUAUUUGUGGGGGUUUCUUACAACUCGGGCGAAGUGUUGAACUGUCGGAUGUACAGUCGAGUCCGUGCCUAUCUCUCGUUUCUGUGAAAACUGCCUCUAGAGUCCGUCUGUGCCUAUAGAGAUCUUGCUGCUGGAGGAGGAACGGGAAGUGCCCUUUGACCCGAGGCUCCUCCGCAGCUCGCCAUUGGUCAGAUUGUCAUUCCUCCAAUCUUAACCUCUUUAAUUUAUUCAUUAGCGUUCAUUUGACUUGAAAGUAAUACUAUUUGCGUUAUAUCAUUUACUCGGGCUUCGUACGACUAAUUUGUGAUUAAACGUUUUCGAUUACGAUUUAGUUGUAGUGCAGACUUUAACCAUCUCAUUUAUUUAUCGUUUGUUAAUGUUUCCAUUUAGAAUGUCUGUCUAAAAAUGUUCUUUUGGUAAUCUAGUUGACGUCUAAUUGUGAAACUUGAUCAAGCCUUUCAUAGAAACAACUGGAACUUGUGUUUUGUUUUUUUUUUCGUUCUCAAACAUGUUGACUUCUGCUACAUCUCUACAGAAACACACCAGCAUUUAUUUCUUUCCCCUUGUUUUUUUAUGCCAUAAAGAAAAACUGUAAAACAUGCCACCGUCUUAAAAGAGUCUUAUCUUUUGUAUCAUG
Sinocyclocheilus rhinocerous is the source of this 2317-nucleotide messenger RNA. RefSeq names its product transcription factor Sox-9-like. Lineage: Eukaryota; Metazoa; Chordata; Actinopteri; Cypriniformes; Cyprinidae. The coding region runs from base 195 to 1457 and encodes 420 amino acids. Gene Ontology annotation, biological process: oligodendrocyte differentiation; negative regulation of transcription by RNA polymerase II; heart development. Gene Ontology annotation, cellular component: nucleus. Gene Ontology annotation, molecular function: RNA polymerase II cis-regulatory region sequence-specific DNA binding; DNA-binding transcription factor activity, RNA polymerase II-specific. The record is from RefSeq and is a predicted model, not a curated record. The transcript has 3 exons.